This is a messenger RNA of Heterobilharzia americana, 836 nucleotides long. NCBI's taxonomy places the organism in Eukaryota, Metazoa, Platyhelminthes, Trematoda, Strigeidida, Schistosomatidae. The record is from the annotation of a GenBank genome assembly.
GUCGUGAUAUAUCAACUAUCGGGCGGUCAAAUGUCGACUAUUCGUGUCCAUUGAUCGAACUAUGUUCAAUUUCUGAUGUGGAUUUUGAUUAUGUCAGUAAGUGGAAGCCGCUAAAAACCAUUUGUAGUAUUGGGACAGUUUCGGUUUUUGAAUACUCACAAACAAAUUGACUUUCAGAACCCAAAGGAGCUUUUAAUAUUGUGACAAUCUAUGCUACAAAACCGUGCAAAGUCUAAUAACACUUCUAGCAGCUCUAUGGAUUCUAUAUCAAACAAUAAAUUUGAACUGAAACAUGAUUUCAAGAAAAGUUACUGUAGGGAAGACAAAGAAAAUUUACCGACAUUAGAAUCCAAACAUUCUUAUUCACACUCUUCUGGUUUUAACUUGCGCUCUAGACGGUUACGAAAUAGUAACCAACUAGUCAACAACGAAAAUCUCUUAAAAAAUGAUAUUGGAAAAGAAUUUAUUGAUGGUCAAGUAACGGUAACUCAAACAAAAAAUAUUUCAAAUGAAGAAUUUUCAGGUCGUUUUCUACUGGACAAUGAUAAAUCUUCAGAUUCUAAACAAUCUUUAUCAACUCUGGACACUGAGCCUCCUACAAAUAAAUGCAUCAAAAAGACAGUUAGAUCUCAUACAAUAGCCGAUUCUGCAUCUACACGUUUCUUAUCGAAUUGUGAAGUUUGCUCAAGUUCGUUAGGACGUUUUAUUAAUGUUCAUCACUUGAUUGAUAUGACAGCUGCAGUUGGUAUUAACGUAACACAAAACAAAGGGAGAUAAACUCUUCUUUGAUCUCAGAUCUCUCAUCCCUGCUCCAACCAUCAAAUCAUGACAAACGU